Molecule: messenger RNA, 621 nt
Organism: Caenorhabditis sp. 36 PRJEB53466
Lineage: Eukaryota; Metazoa; Nematoda; Chromadorea; Rhabditida; Rhabditidae
Source: the annotation of a GenBank genome assembly
AUGACGUGCACGACGUCCAGUGAAGAGGAAGAGGCGGACGUUCCACGGGCGGCCCUUAUUUUCGACGUUUUUGUGUUUUAUUUCGAUCGAUUCGUGGUAAAUGCAAAAGUUUUCAUCUACAAAGCGUUUCAUAUAAAAUUAUCGAUUUUCAGAAAACGCUUCCGUCGUUCACCGGCCAAAUCGUCGUCCUCUUCUGUGUUUUGCCCGUUUCCGUCUCGAUCGCCGUCUUUCUCGUGACCGCACUUUUCAACUUUGGCAUCGCUUUCGUCGCGCAAAGUAAGACCGCAUUUUCUAGGAAAAACUCAUUGAAAUACCGAUUUUCUGCCCAAAACUGUUCAUGGACUUUUCGACGAAUUGAUUUUGGGUAAAUCAACAAUUGAAAUGGAAAACGAAUAGAGAAUCGUCGAAUUUGUGGCCUAAAAUUCCGAGAAAGCGAUUGCAGCGAUCUCGAGCGUGGUGCUCCUGCUGCUGCUCGUCCCGUGCCUGACUUUGUGCGUGCUCAGCGCCAUCUCGACCGCCUACCUCCUCCAAAUCGGCCAUUUCGUCUACCGCCGACUCGUCCGACCGCCGCCGACGCACUUCCGAAAACUGGAAAUUGAGGAAAAGCUGAAAAUCUCGUAA